AUGACUCAAACACCAAAGCAAAAUUUUGAAGAAGAAGAAAAGAGGGAUAGUGUAGAAAACAUGAAAGGUCUAACAACACCUUUACAAUCAAAGUAUUGGCACCCAACAGCCCAAAACAACCUCAAAAACCCAGAAAGUUUCAAUCUUUACAGUCACCCAGUUAAAUUUAAUGGCAAAAACAACAUCCCCAUAUCAAGAAAAGUGAAACCCAUCUCUUGUUUUGCUUCAGAGAACACAAAUCAACCAAUCUUGAAAGAAUCAAAGCCUCCAUUGGUUGUAGUUGGAUCAGCUAAUGCAGAUAUCUAUGUGGAGAUUGAUAGGUUACCAAAAGAAGGGGAAACAAUUUCAGCCAAAACAGGUCAAACAUUGGCUGGUGGAAAAGGGGCUAAUCAAGCUGUUUGUGGUGGAAAGCUUGAUUAUCCAACUUUUUUUGUUGGUCAAGUUGGUGAAGAUGCUCAUGGGAAAUUGAUUACUGAAGCUUUAGAGAGUGGUGGAGUUUGUGUGGAUCACCUUACUACUGUUUCUAAUGCUCCAACUGGAAAUGCUGUGGUGAUGCUUCAGUCUGAUGGGGAGAAUUCGAUUAUUAUUGUUGGUGGUGCAAACAUGUCUUGUUGGCCUGAAGAAUUGUCAUAUGAGGAUUUGGAGAUUGUGAGAAGUGCAGGGAUUGUGUUGCUCCAGAGGGAAAUUCCAGAUUUUGUUAACAUCCAAGUUGCAAAGGCUGCCAGGAAUGCAGGUGUUCCAGUUAUUCUAGAUGCUGGUGGAGCGGAUUCUCCAAUCCCUCUAGAACUUCUUUGUUGUGUUGAGAUUUUCAGCCCAAAUGAAACUGAGCUGGCUCGCAUAACAAAAAUGCCAACUGGAAAUUUCGAACAAAUCAGCAAUGCAGUGGAGCAGUGCUAUGACCUGGGAGUUAACCAGGUCCUUGUUAAGCUUGGGGCCAAUGGAUCUGCUCUUUUCACCAAAGGAGAGGAACCCUUGCGGCAACCCAUUAUUAAAGCUGCAAAAGUCAUUGAUACAACAGGAGCUGGUGACACUUUUACAGCUGCUUUUGCAGUGGCCCUAGUGGAGGGUAAUUCUAAAGAGGAAUGUUUGAGAUUUGCUGCUGCAGCAGCUUCUCUAUGUGUUCAAGUGAAGGGAGCCAUUCCAAGCAUGCCCGAGAAGAGAGCAGUGUUCAAUCUUCUCCAGUCAGCUUGAAGACUUGGAGUUUCCUUU
Molecule: messenger RNA, 1209 nt
Organism: Solanum verrucosum
Lineage: Eukaryota; Viridiplantae; Streptophyta; Magnoliopsida; Solanales; Solanaceae
Product: ribokinase
Exons: 4
Coding region: 1-1191 (396 amino acids)
Biological process (GO): D-ribose metabolic process
Molecular function (GO): ribokinase activity
Source: RefSeq, a predicted model, not a curated record